AUGGCAACAAACCACGGCAUUCGCUCGGCGGAGAUUAAGUACCCGCAAGGAUGUAAGGACAUCAACGAGGAGCUGAGCACCGACGAUCUAAUCCGAAGUCAACCUAAUGUAUUUUAUCUCGAUCAUCGACAGAAUCUUGCCUGGGUCAAAUCGUUUAACAUCUGCAUUGAGCUCGAGGAGUCUCAGCAUAUUUUCUGUGAGCUUUUCUCGCUCAUUUUCAAAAUUGUCAAUGAAAAUCACAGUGACAAAGUGAAGAACUUUAUGCUGGACAUGUUGACACCACUGAUUUCCGAAUCUGACACAGUGUCGACUAAAUUGCUUCAGAUUAUUCUCUUCCAAGUGAUUGACCCAAAGAAGACUACCAACAAGCAAGCCUACUGGCUAGCAUCGCAGAUUCUCAUCAAGACCUGUGCCACCAUGGAGCCGUACCUGCAAACGUACUUUUCAAAGGCCAUCACCAGGGGCGUAAACGAAAACGGCGACGCCUCUGACGAUGAGGGGGCAAGCAAUGACAACGACGCCGAUGAUCCAAAGGGGAAGAAUAACAAGAAAAAGCAAGCCAACAACGUUGUGUCCAUUCCGCAGAUUUGCGAGCUAAUCUACGAGCUGAAUCAGAUUUGCCCUGCCCUGGUUCAGAGCACCAUACCGAUGAUUGAGUUCAAGUUGAAGAGCAACGAGGAGAAGGAACGCUGCGAAUACACCAAGCUGCUGGCUCGACUCUUCUCCGACAAGAACUCCGAACUGGCUGUCCGCUAUCAGGAGAUAUGGAAGUCAUUUCUGGGCCGUUUCCGCGACAUUAACGUGACGGUGCGAGUGCGCUGCGUCCAGUACUCAAUGCACUUUCUCGUGAACCACCCUGAACUUCGCAUGGACAUUACCGAGCAGCUGCGACAGCGUCAGCAUGACGCCGACGAGAACGUCCGCUACGAGGUGGUCAUGGCCAUCAUCUCCGCCGGCAAGAAAGGCAUUGAGAACAUCAAUGAGUGCCUGCUGGAGUUUGUCAAGGAGCGCACACUGGACAAGAAGUUCAAGAUCCGCCGUGAGGNGGGCAUUGAGAACAUCAAUGAGUGCCUGCUGGAGUUUGUCAAGGAGCGCACACUGGACAAGAAGUUCAAGAUCCGCCGUGAGGCGCUGCUCGGCAUGGCGCAGCUGUACAAGCAGUACAACUUUCACCUGGCCAACAACGAGGAGGUGGUCUCCGAUGAGGCGCAGGGCUCGCUGCGAAUGCUGAGCUGGAUCAAGAACAAGUGCAUGCACAACUACUACCAGACGCAGCUGGAGGACAAGCUGCUGGUGGAGCGCAUUCUCCACACCUGUCUCAUUCCCUUCUCGCUGCCGCUGACGCAGCGCAUGAAGGCCCUCUACGUCUUCUACUGCUCCAUUGACGGCAAUGCGUCGCGCGCCUUCAAUGAGCUCCUCAAGCAGCAGCAGGGCGUCCGCCGACAGAUGAAGGACGUGAUGGACAUUCUAUGCCGCGUUGACAAGGUGGAAGACCGAGACUUGCAGUUGAAGGCCAAGGUGGCCAUUGUGGCGAAGAAUCUAACUGAGCCCGUCAAGUCGGAGGAGUACAUCAACAAGCUCUGUCUUAACUUGGAAACCAACAUGACUGCCAAGCAGCACAUGAAUCUGAUUGUGACAUCGGCUUCCUUCAUUCAAAUGACCGAAGACGGAAAGUGCAUCGCACCGGCCAACAGCUCGGUCAUUGAGCAGUCGGUUCGAGAGAUUCUCAAAUCGCUUGGCUUCCCCGUGCAGACAAACUCCUUCUACAUGAUCAUCAAGCAGCUGAUGGAGCGCAUUGCCCCCAUCAUGAUCGACCACCAGGGGCUGCUGAUGCUCUUCAACUACGUCUCUGACUCGCUCAUCGGCGACGGAGAGCUCGACAAUCAGAUGGGCCUGCGAAACUCAGCCUUGCGAGGACUGCAGCUGAUUCACACUCUAUCGAAUGUGUUUCCGGCUCUCUUUCACGGUCGUGAGAUUUUCAACGCCUACCUGUUGCCCUUCCUCUGGCAGUGUGGAACACAGCACCAGAUUGCCGAGACAGUGCUGCAGAUUCUCACCAACAUUGGCGCCACUGCCUUCUCUGACAGCAUGGAGGCGUUGGAGAAUACCACCGUUCCCUGGUGGGCGGAAAAUGAGGAGUUCAUUACUCGACUAGUGGACAAGUACAUCCUCAAUGCUGCAACGACCAAGCAGGCCAAGUACGCCGUCCAGUGUUUGAACGCCAUCAUUUUGGAUGACACCACUAAAGUUAGAGUGUUUGGGGAAAUCAUUGACAAAAUCAAGUCGGCGGAGCUUUCCCUCACUAGCACUCCAUUCUUUCAAGUGCAUUUAGUUGCCCUCGGAAUGAUCGCCAUCAAUGGUGGCUACGUGUACUUUCCCAAGAUGCUACGCUCCAUCGUACAGAAGUUUAUCGUGCAGGGGCUGUUGCUGAAGGACGUUCGAACUGAGCACGAGAUUGAAACGCUUCAGAACACUGAAAAGGAGAAGAGUGCCACCACUGACGUCAAUGUUGUGUACGAGGGCUUGAGCGCCGAGGUGAAGGCCAAGUGUGAAGGAAUCAAACUGCUGGUUAGGUGGAUUUACGGACUCAAGUUGAAUUCCAUUAUGGUUCCACAUGAGACUCAGGAAGAAACUCACAGCUACUAUCAAAAGGCGGCUACCAACGCCCUUCAACUACUGAAGACCAUCAUUCAGAAUGGUGGUGACCUGAAUGGUAAUGGCCGUGGUGGCACCACUCUCGAGAAGGCCUACAUGCGACUGACAGCCGCCAAUGCCAUGAUCAAGAUCGCCUCCAAUGACGCCCUCUCGUCGAUCAACUCAAACAGCGAGCCCGUUUUCCAGAAGUGCGCCACCACCUUGGACAUUAUGACGGCUCAGCAGUGGCACUGCCUGGCGACCACCCUCCUCGACGAGCAGGAGUUUGUUCAGGAGAAGUUCCUCGCCAAGCUGCAGAAGGGCCUACUCUCUCUCAACUUGGGCCUGGAGUUUUUAGCCUUCCUCUCCCUGGGAGGGCUUUUUGAGAACAACAACUUUAAGACCAAGAUCAGGAACUACCUGAACGUGAACUACGUGAAGCGUCGAGAUCUCGUCAAGUCGCGAGUGACGCCCAAUCUGAAGAGUAUCGUUCCUGACUGUGUCAUGCCCUUCGUCAUUCACCUCAUCGCUCAUAUGCCCUUCUUCAGUCAGUACGACGACGUGGAGCAGCUUGAGAAGGUUAAGGAUUGCCUGUGGUUCGCCAUGGAGUCGCUGGUUCUCAAGAAUGAACUGUAUUCAUUUUCCUUCUUCAAGAAAACCUUUGAAAACAUGAAGCACUGUAUUGAUCGAAUCACGGCGUCUAACUACAGGAAUCCAGCGGUAGAUCCGGUUGUUUCUAGCAAUGCUACGCAUACCAACUACAGAAUUUGGGCCGCUUGUGACCUCGCAAUGGGCCUGGUUAUGAGUAAGACGCAGAACUUUCUACUCAAAGACUUUCCUGUGCAACCUAGCCUGCCUGGAAAAUACUUUUCACCUUCUCAUGACACUGAAAACGGCACCAAGAGCUACUUGCCACCUGCGAUGCAGUUUGCUCCUCCGAAAAAGUGCGGACUUGAGACUGAAAUGCUCGGGAAAAUGUCUAAAAACUCACACGCAAAGAAGCCGCUCCGACACAAGGCCAACACUUCAACUGAACUAAUCGAUGAGUUUAUCAUCGAGGGCGAUGCGGCCAACAGCACUGCACAGCACCCGACACGUUCGCGCAAGCAGCAGAUUGUCAUGAACUCGGACAAUGAGGCCGAAGCCAAUUCACUGGCCGAGGGUGAAGCGAACUCCUCUACCGCGGAGAAGAGCGCGGCAGAGCGUUCAGAGUACGACUUUGAUGACAGCAACACCGGGGACGGAGGUGCCCAGCAGGCUUCGGAGGGCAGGACAACGGAGCAGGCGCCGGCGGAAGAGGCGGAGGCACGUCCCAAGAGAGGUCGUCCUCCUUCGAAAGCGACAGCUGCUGCUACUGCCGCUGCAGCCGCCGCUGCCACCACUGCUUCAUCAAGUCGGGCUCGUGAGAACGACACAUCACCUCCUCGCAAAUCGCUCCGCAUCGCUAAAACGAUCCG
Rhagoletis zephyria (snowberry fruit fly) is the source of this 4091-nucleotide messenger RNA. Lineage: Eukaryota; Metazoa; Arthropoda; Insecta; Diptera; Tephritidae. The record is from RefSeq and is a predicted model, not a curated record.